AUGCCUCACUUAUACAGACACUUGCGAGUUAAUCAGAUAUUUGGCGCUAACACCGACGUUGGCAAGACUCUCAUCACAACUGCUCUUGUCUUGGCAGAAUCGCAGCGAACGAAGAACAACAUCUUCUAUUUGAAACCUGUCAGUACUGGUCCUGCUGCUGAUCAAGACGACGCUUUUCUCCAGCGCUUCUCUAAUAACGACAGAAUACACAACCACACUCUCUUUCGCUACAGUGAUCCCGUCUCUCCUCACUUAGCCGUUAGCAGAGAAUCCGCAACCCAAAAACCUCCGUCCGAUAAGGAUUUUGCAACCUCAAUUGGAAACUACAUUAGCAGCAAAGCCAGUCUAAACAACUCUCACUCUCUUUACGUCGAAACUGCGGGUGGCGUACACUCUCCAACUUUAACUGGAACCAGCCAAGCUGAUGCUUACAGGUCAUUGCUUCUCCCUACCAUCCUCAUAGCCUCGUCGCAUUUGGGCGGAAUCAGCACUACUUUAGCUGCCUAUGAGAGUCUGCAUAUGCGAGGCUAUAGCGUAGAAGCGAUCCUUGUAUUUAGGGAGGAGUACUACGCCAACUACCAAUACCUCAGUGAUUGGGGACGGGAGAGAGGCGUGCAUGUCGCAGUGAUAGAUCAACCACCGUCCAAAGACAGCAAUGCAUUAAAUGACCAGGAAGCACUCCAAGCAUAUUUCAGCAGUCUGUCUAACGGCGACGGUGCAGUGUUGAGCACACUCGACGAACUCGACACACGCCACAAGAAGCGCAUUGAGGAAAUCAAGACAAUGCCACAACGCACACUAGACAGUAUUUGGUAUCCGUUUGCUCAACACUCCCACAUCAAAUCCGCUGAGCAGAUCGGCGUUAUCGACAGCGCACAUGCUGACCACUUCGAUGUUCACAGACCAGCGUCUGCGUCUCAGGAUCUACUACAACAAGAUUUCGACGGAAGUGCUUCUUGGUGGACGCAGACACUCGGCCACGGUAACGUUACACUCGCUCUGGCUGCUGCACAUGCAGCUGGUCGGUACGGUCAUGUGCUUUUACCUGGACACACGCACAAACCUGUACUGGAACUUUGCGAAAAACUCCUCAAAGGCCCGGGUAGCGGGUGGGCUAACAAGGCUUUCGUUACUGAUAACGGUAGUACCGCUAUGGAGGUAGCCCUUAAAAUAGCCCUCCGAGCUUGCUCGAAGAAGUAUGGUGCUGCGAAUAGAGGCGUGCUCGGAUUGAGCGGUAGCUACCACGGUGACACUAUCGGUAGUAUGGAUGCUUCUGAGCCAUCUGUAUACAAUAACGCAGUCGAAUGGUAUUCCCCAAGAGGCGGUUUCUGGUUUGAUUCACCGCUCAUCAAGUACAAGAGUGGAGAGAUAGUUCUGAAGGGCGCAGUAAGUAUGGGCGUACCAAAGGGUGCUGCUGUUGAUGGCGAUUAUUGGGAGAUGGCUAUCUCUGACUCUAUCGCUGGUGCUUAUGGCGUAGAGGAGCGUUUAAAAACGACUCUGACUGUUUUUUACAGAGAUUCCAUUCAAAACACUCUCGAAAGGCUCGUCGAAGAAGGCAGACACUUCGGUGCACUCGUCAUGGAACCACUUGUUAUGGGCGCAGGAGGUAUGCUCUGUGUUGAUCCGCUGUUUCAGCGUGUACUCGUUGAUACAGUGCGUGACAACGAAGAGCUAUUCGCCAACCAAGCUGGCGAUGCAUACGUUCAAGGACAGGACUGGCAGGGAUUACCGGUUGUUUUCGACGAGGUGUUUGCGGGUCUAUACAGACUCGGCCAGCAAACUCCGUUGUCUAUAAUCGGCACCCACCCAGAUGUAUCCGCUUAUGCCAAGAUAUUGUCUGGCGGGAUUGUACCGCUUUCUACAACAUUGGCAAGACAGAGUCUGUUCGACAACUUUUUAGGGGAGGAGAAGAAAGAAGCGCUGUUACACGGCCACUCAUAUACCGCCCAUCCUAUUGGGUGCGCUGUUGCGAAUGCGUCGUUGGAUGAGAUAAACAAGUUAGCAGAGAGUGAUGAAUGGCAUGCAUCGAGAGUUGCAUGGGGCAGUAAUACCGAGAGCGGUGCUUGGAGCUUAUGGACCCCUGAGGCUGUGGAAGUGCUAUCACACCUCAACAACGUCGAUGGCGUCGUCGCUUUGGGUAGCGUGUUGAUAAUACAUCUCAAGUCAUCAGGCAAAGGAUAUGAGAGUUCAGAAGGACAGCGUUUUCUGGCGUCGCUGGCUAGCGAAGGUAUCCACUCCAGACCUCUUGGUGAUACGGUCUACUUUAUGGCCAGCUUGAACACAUCCAAGGAGGCGAUAGAGGAUAUCCAAAACAAAUGCAUUGUAGUUUACGCUGUCAACAGACACUCGAAAUACCAGCUUGCACUGGCUGCGAAUAGAGACGAGUGGCUUGAAAGGCCUACACAGCCAGCGAGAGUGCACAACUUCGGUGAUGAUUCCAAGGAGGAGUGUAUAUCCGGGAUUGAUCUGCUAAUGCAGGGUACUUGGAUUGGAGUGAGCAAGUCGGGCAAAAUAGCAGCGCUCACAAAUUACUUUGAACCGCUCCCGAAAGACGGAAAAUUGCUCAAGUCAAGGGGAGCGAUAACGCGAGACUGUCUCCAGAGCGGCAGAAGCAUUGAAGACGAUCUCGAAGAGGUUUCAAAAAUCAAAGACGAAGUGGGGCCGUUUAACCUGUUACUCAUUCAGGCCGAAAAGGGGAACGUGCGCUACGGCUACGCCACAAACAGAUCGAUAUCGACAAACUACCACGGAAUGUUUAGCGAGGACAUUGGAGGCAUGUCGAAUGGAUAUGUAGACGCCAACGACGAGAUAGCCUCACAGUCAGAGUGGCACAAAGUAAAGCGCGGCAAAGAAGACCUCGACAAGUCAAUUGAGCGCGAUAUGCAAGAGACGGAGCUACUCGAUACACUCGAGAAUGCUAUCUCCAAUGAGGUACACCCAAUGCAGACAAGACAGCAUUUUCAAUUCAGCGCGAGAAUCCCACCAAUUAUUAUGCGUCCGGGCGCCAAUCCGAUUCCUGUGGAUGAAGCAAACAAAGACGAUAUCAAGGCGAUAUACGCGACGAGGCUCAUCACAUUUAUCCUCGUCGAUAACGACGGCAAUGUUAAAUUUAUUGAAAAAGAUAUUUACCAACUACGCGGCUCAGAUGUCCUCAAGGCUGAUAGCCAGCGCUCUUUGUUCUUCGACAACGACCACGGUCAAUCUAAAUAA
Molecule: messenger RNA, 3210 nt
Organism: Wallemia ichthyophaga EXF-994
Lineage: Eukaryota; Fungi; Basidiomycota; Wallemiomycetes; Wallemiales; Wallemiaceae
Exons: 10
Coding region: 1-3210 (1069 amino acids)
Biological process (GO): biotin biosynthetic process
Cellular component (GO): mitochondrion
Molecular function (GO): dethiobiotin synthase activity; magnesium ion binding; ATP binding
Source: RefSeq, a predicted model, not a curated record